CCAGUUUUCGAUAGGGAACAAUUUGUUUUGUUUUUCUAGAUCUAGAUCUAGAUCCAGUUAAAUUUUUUUUUGGAGAGUCAAGAAGUUUAUCAAACUUAAAAAUAAUCAAUAGAAAAUCGGUUCCAACAAUAAUGAAAUAGAUCUAGAGAAUCUAGAUCUAUAUCUUCGAGGUUAUAUUAAAAAUAAAACAAAAUAUCUUCUGAAACCCAUUUUUAAAAAAUGGAUACUGUGAGUACACUGACUGUUUCACUGCCCCCAAGAAAUAACACAGAGCACUUGAGAAUGAUGAUCACAGCUGUUGAUGCUGUUAUCAGUGGGAAAAUGUCGCAAAGAGAAGCUGCCAAAGCCUAUAAUAUUCCCAGAAGCACAUUAAGAAGUCAUCUACCAAAGCAUGAAUCAUACAGGCACAAGUUUUCAAAACCUCCAGCAGGUUUCAAAGGAAAAACAAUUCUUUCAAAAAAAGAGGAAAAAGAGCUGGUAGACUUUAUUGUCAACAUGCACAGAGCUGGUUUUGGGCGCACACGUCAGGACUUGUUGUACAAAGUUCAAGACCUGCUCAAUAAAACUGAGAGAAAAACUAAAUUUGAAAACAACCUACCCAAUGAGGAAUGGUACACAUCUUUCCUAGAGAGACACAAGGACAGCAUCAAGGAGGUUUAUGUUGGCUGCGGUGGGGACCAAGAGAGAGGGCUGGUCUCCCAGAUGUACGGUGUUGAGGUCAUUGAGACCGUUCCCUCUGUUGUUCACCAUUCCAAUCCUGCUCCACCUCAACUCCACCACCUCCAGGAAAACCCUGACUCAGUCUCUAGAUGCAGAAUGGCAUUUCAGUAUCAGUUCUAAACCUAAGCAUUGCUGUGUCAGUUUUAACGUAAGCUCCUUGAGACAGGCGCUUGUCAGUUUUAUCUUAAGCUCCAUUAGACAGGCAUUUGUCAGUUUUAUCUUAAGCCCCAUUGAACAGGCAUUUGUCAGUUUUAUCUUAAGCUCCAUUAGACAGGCAUUUGUGAGUUCUAAACUUAAGCUCCAAUAGACAGGCAUUUCAAUGUCUGUUUUAAACUUCAGCUCUUUGCCUGUAAAUGAUUUUUUAUAAAUCAACUUCUCUGGGUACUAAACCAGGAGUGAAAAAUAUUUCCUUGCUGUUGAACAUUGCCACACAUGAGGGAUGUCCACAUGCAAACUCAUAUAGAAAACUGAAGAGCCACAGUGAUGUCUUAAGGAAAAGUUGUAUAAGUACAUUUUAAGUACAUGGACCUGUUUACUUACAAAACAUUUUCUUACAACUUGCCAGUUGUGAUACAAUAUCAGGGUGUGGACCAGAGGUUUUGCUCAGUCAUUUUAACCUACCAGUGCAGUAUGGUUUUAGUUAUAUGCACAAUAAGGGUUUGUUUUAAUAAUAUUGUUCAUGUUUUGUUAUAAAGAGGGAGGCCUUGAGGGAAAUAAGAAAAGUUUAAGAAUGAAAGUCACAAAGUCUAUUUAAGAAAUUGUGUUUGAAUGAAUAAAUGUAGCUUUAUCUCAUUGAGUGUAAAGGUAGAACACAAAAACAUUUAGUAAAUUUAAUUAGGAAAAGGGUUCUUUACUAAAAGAAAGUUGCCUACCCCCGGUAAAGAUUGUGUAUAACAGUUGAUAACUUGUCAGAUAACUAAUUAUAAAUAUCUAUAUAAAAAUAAAUAUUUAUUAUUUGUGCAAGUUCUGGCAGUUAGUUAAAACUAGAAUGUACAUUCAAAUUAUUUUUUUUUUGCUGACAAAGAAUAUCACCUUUGGUUGAUAUACAUACAAAAUUGUAAAAAGACCAAUUUGUAUAAUAAGUGUAUUUGUGUACCAUCUAGUUUUUAUUUUGUACUGCUGUCAAACAAAUGUGUGGACAUAACAGACAUAACUUAUGUUUUUCUCAGAAGAUGUACACACAAAUUGUAUAUGUACACUGCCAUUUUACACAUUGAUAUUCAAAUGGCUCAGUCAUAUUUGUAUUGUUCUCCAUGUUAUCUUAUUUGAGUUUUGUUGUUUUUAUUUGCUGGGGAGAAGCCAGACAAUACAAGUGUAUGGACAACUCCAGCAGAUCACAGUUUUAACAGCUGUACAAUUACAAUGUGUGUAUUCAAGUUUCUCUAUGAUUUGUGUACAUAAAGUAUGAUAUAAUACCUCCUGUAAAAAUGUUUCUAACAUGUCUCACUUUUUGAUUAUAGUUUGAAAGUAGAAAAAAGCCAGUUGCUCAAUUACUAUAUUGUUUGUUUUUGUUUACAUGUGUUGGUAUAUUGUUUAGAGGAGUGUCACUGCACAUUUUUUAUUUAAAGGAUACAUGUCAAAAGAAAAAGUUGAAGUGGAGUUGUACAAAAGUCA
Molecule: messenger RNA, 2334 nt
Organism: Physella acuta
Lineage: Eukaryota; Metazoa; Mollusca; Gastropoda; Physidae
Molecular function (GO): DNA binding
Source: RefSeq, a predicted model, not a curated record